This is a messenger RNA of Aspergillus piperis CBS 112811, 591 nucleotides long. RefSeq lists its product as uncharacterized. The transcript has a single exon. Bases 122 to 427 code for a protein of 101 amino acids. The record is from RefSeq and is a predicted model, not a curated record. NCBI's taxonomy places the organism in Eukaryota, Fungi, Ascomycota, Eurotiomycetes, Eurotiales, Aspergillaceae.
CAAAUAAAAGCAAUCAAUUCGAGGAAGGUCUAAGGGACAAAUAAUAUGCGGAAGCCGGGAUGGUAAGAAAAGCGCAAAGUGGAGCCUCGAUGCAAACAGCGGCUGCCCACUGACUCAGCGGAUGUACGUGAAAGGCAAACCGAUGCCUGCACUUCCGGGCCUCCUUCGGCCGCCCAUACGACGAUUUUCGGCGCUGCAGGACAUCCCAAGGUCUAACUUAUCAAUAACUCAAUCGGCGGGUGCGAAACUAUGCAUGCCGUACCUACAUAGUACAUGCAGACACGAGGAGCCAGAGAAAAGGCGACCGGAGAAUAAAAAAAAGCAAAAGAUGAGCGGGUGUAGAUGGAAAGCUCUCAAUCCCCGUGAGGAACGGUGCGUUAUCUGUCCACUAACAUCAAGUCAGCAAGGGCCCCUAAAUGUCAACUAACUAGCAACUCCUUUCAACUAGUUAGUAGAAUUAGUCCGAGUUGGUCAGCUCUCAUAAUUAGGCUGCAUUGAUAGUACAAUAGUCAGUUCAUUGGUUCUGUUGCCUACUGCAUAAUCUGCCUAAACAUGCGAGGCGUCAAUGAAAGGAUGGAGAUAGGCCAGAAU